Messenger RNA from Rhagoletis zephyria (snowberry fruit fly), 1145 nucleotides. RefSeq names its product peptide transporter family 1-like. Gene Ontology annotation, biological process: transmembrane transport. The record is from RefSeq and is a predicted model, not a curated record. Gene Ontology annotation, cellular component: membrane. Gene Ontology annotation, molecular function: transmembrane transporter activity. NCBI's taxonomy places the organism in Eukaryota, Metazoa, Arthropoda, Insecta, Diptera, Tephritidae.
AUAUUGGCAAAGCUGGGCAUUAAGCGACCAUUGCAAAAGCUCACGCUUGGCGGUCUAUUGGCUGCCGUUGCUUUCCUGCUCUCUGCCUUCCUCGAAGUCAAACUGAAUGAGGUUGAUCCAAUGCCACCGGCGGCGCUCGAGGCUCAUUUGCGCAUCUACAAUGGUAUGCCUUGUGCCUAUCGCUUUGCCACAGAGUUACCGAAUCGUCCAAGUGUUGUUGAACCGCUUGGCCUGUGGGAGGGCAAGACGUUGUCCGUGCCACAGUCAUAUCUGUAUCCAUUCAACGCAACGUCGGCAAGCGAUCGCUGCAAUAACUUUUCGGGUAUUUUCCGGCUAACACCUGGCAAGGAGACGAGCUACUUUCUCUCUGGCGAAGGUAUGCAAGAGUUCGUAGACUCAUCGGCUAAGCCAAAGCUGGGUAAUCCAAUUGUACGCGUGCUAUUGAAUGUGCCGGACACGGAGAAUGCCAUCACUUUAACCGACGCAGUAGAGACGGCAGUGCCAUUGGUCUUUCGCAAUGCCACCCAAGUGGUGAAUGUUGCGAAUGGUGAAAGCGAGUUGCAAGUGGCGAACAAGAAAAUCGCAAGCAUAAAUACGAAGGGUGGCGGUGUAUAUGCGCUGCUGGUGCAUGGCAAUGCCAGAGAUGGUUUUACCUCAAAAUCGCACAUCAUCACACCGCCCAAUAGCAUUCAUAUUAUGUGGCAACUACCGCAGAUCAUCGUCAUCACAGCAGCCGAAAUCAUGUUCUCCGUGACGGGUUUGGAAUUUUCAUAUACGCAGGCGCCGCCGAGUAUGACGUCUGUCCUGCAGGCCUGCUGGCUACUGUCCGUCUCCAUCGGCAAUAUGUUGGUAGUUGUUAUUGCUGAACUGAAAUUCUUCGACUCACAGGCUGCCGAAUUCGCGCUUUUUGCCGCACUCAUGAUUGUCGACAUGUUCAUUUUCGUCUUACUCACUAUUCCAUACAAAUAUGUGGAGCACGGCGAGGAUCCUGAAGCUAAUCAAGUAGUGGUUACACCCAAUAUCUCCAAGCAAAGAGAAGCCGAGCGAGAAACCUACAUCGGCAAUAGAGGAAAUGGGCAUUUCAAUGAGGCUUACGAAGGAGAGCGUUAAACACAUAGACUGCAGCUAUAUUUAUUUUAUGUAUA